UGUAUUCUAUAGUGUCAUAUUUAUUAAUAUUUGACAUCUGGUCAAAUGGUGUAUUUUAAAACGACUCAUUGCAUUCAAAGACAUCAUACUUAUACUAUUAUGUGUUUUUGUUCUCAGAUAGAGGGGAAGUCAAAGAUAGGACAGAAAAAGUAAUGAAGGAAGUAGGCAGAAGUUUCUUUAAAUGAGGAAGUUUACAAAUAGUUCCAUAUACUUUUAAGGUUUGUGUCGGUGCAAUGAAUAAAACUUAAAAACGUGUGGAGCUUUAGUAUAUCACCAUACCACAGUUUCGAACACAAUUUAGAAAGUGUGUUCCUGAUCUGGCAGCUUUCUUUGAACUAUCCAGUACGUUUUUUGGCCAUACCACAUCCUGUUCAGCUAGACAACAUUUGAACAUGGUAUGUAGUCGUUGCCUAAAGUGAGGGGAGUUUUACUAAUUUGUAAGGUUAUUAGUAAGUGUCUAAACUUCUACUGAAGGUUGAACAGAUAUGGAAGAUAGGGUGCAGACUCUGCCCUUUUUCUUUGGCAACAUCACCCGAGAGGAAGCUGAGGAACACCUGCGACAUGGGGGAGCAGGAGAUGGUCUUUACCUGCUACGCCAGAGCCGUAGUUACCUUGGUGGCUAUGUCCUGUCAGUGUCCUACGGCCGCCAGUACUAUCACUACACCAUAGAGAGAGAGCUUAAUGAGACAUAUGCAAUUGCAGGGGGCAAAUCACACAGAACCCCAAUAGAUGUAAUUGACUUUCACUCACAGGAGUCCGAUGGGCUUAUCUGUUUGCUUAAGAAGCCCUUUAACCGGCCACGAGGCAUAGAACCUAAAGUUGGACCCUUUGAAGACCUGAAAGAACAACUCAUCAGACAGUAUGUCAAACAAACCUGGAACCUGCAGGGCUCAGCCCUGGAACAGGCAAUAAUUAGCCAGAGGCCUCAGCUGGAGAAACUAAUUGCCACAACUGCGCAUGAAAAGAUGCCAUGGUUCCAUGGCAAGAUUGACCGUGAGGAUUCAGAGCAGCGUUUGCUUAGGAUCCCACACACUAAUGGCAAAUUUCUAAUAAGAGAGAGGGAGACCAAUGCUAAAUUGGUGUCCUAUGCACUGUGUCUCCUCCAUAAUAACCAAGUCAUGCACUAUCGUAUUGAUAAGGACAAGGCUGGAAAACUCUCCAUUCCUGAUGGCAAAAAGUUUGACACACUUUGGCAGCUAGUGGAGCACUAUUCUUACAAGCCCGACGGCCUGCUCAGAGUGCUCACUGAGUCUUGUCCGAGACCAUCACAUUUUUCAGAGCGAGGUGCCACAGGUGGGAUUCUCUCCAGAAUCAAAUCGUACUCCUUCCCCAAACCUGGCCAAAAAAAGGGUCAUCUUCAAAAUCCUUAUAACAUUGACUCAAACGGCAGAGGUGAUCUUCAAGCUAUGCCAAUGGACACACAGGUUUAUGAGAGUCCAUAUGCAGAUCCUGAAGAAUUGCGCUCAACUACAGUAAACCGGAGUGACCUGAUACUUGAGGAUGGAGAGUUGGGCUCAGGCAAUUUUGGCACGGUCUUAAAAGGCAUUUACCAGAUGAAGAAGACACAAAAAGUUGUGGCUGUAAAAAUCCUAAAGAAUGACGAUAAUAACACAGCAGUAAAGGAGGAGAUGUUUCGAGAGGCCAGCGUCAUGCAGCAGCUGGAUAAUCCAUAUAUCGUACGCAUGAUCGGCAUUUGUGAAGCAGAGAACCUUAUGCUGGUCAUGGAGCUUGCUGAGCUGGGGCCACUGCAUAAGUUCCUGCAGAAGAACAAACACAUAUCCGUGAAGAAUAUUGCUGAACUGGUUCAUCAGGUCUCAAUGGGAAUGAAGUAUUUGGAAGAGCACAACUUCGUUCACAGAGAUCUGGCAGCCAGAAACGUGCUUUUAGUUACUCAGCACUAUGCCAAGAUCAGUGACUUUGGACUCUCUAAAGCUUUGACAGAAGAGGAGAAUUAUUACAAGGCUAAAAGUCAUGGUAAAUGGCCCCUGAAAUGGUAUGCACCUGAGUGCAUGAAUUACUUGAAGUUCUCUUCUAAAAGUGACGUGUGGAGCUUUGGAGUCCUGAUGUGGGAGGCUUUUUCAUAUGGACAGAAACCAUACAAGGGCAUGAAGGGAAAUGAAGUCAUUCAAAUGAUUGAGAGCGGAGAGAGGAUGUCUGCCCCACCCGACUGCCCGGCUGAGAUGUAUGACCUUAUGAAGAAAUGCUGGACAUACAAGCCGACGGAGAGACCAGGAUUUUCUGUAGUUGAACCCAGAUUGCGACAUUACUAUUACGACAUAUCCCAAUGAUGACCAUGACCAGAGCACAUACAAAAAUGGUUCAACGUGGUAUUUAAAAUGUAAAUUUAAUGUGAUACAAGCAUCAUUUUUGUAAUUGGCUGUUUGUUGGCUUUCCAUGAAACUUUUUAUACAUUCAUAUUUUCAUUUAGUAAUAAUUAAUUGAACAAAAUUACCUCCUUCAAUAGUAUUUAUGCAUAGGGAAGAGCAGGGUCGAAACUAACAUUGGACAAAAGUAAUGAAGCGAUUUUCUCAGAGCCCUGACUACAUUUGCAUUUCAAGCUAUGGCAGCACUGAUCAAUUUACAGGUUAUUUAGUGCUGUAACAUCCUGCAACGUGUUCAGUAUAUAAGUAAGUAAGGUUUAAAUGUCAGGAGUUCCCAUAGGGAUGAAAGUAACACUUGUUACUUUUGUCCCACUGCUAAUGUGGCACUUUCUGUAUGUGAGCAUUUAUUAAAACCUAUCUUAAAGCCAUAUCUUAAAGGCGGAGUCCACGAUGUUUGAAAACCAAUGUUGAUAUUUGAAAUCACCUAAACAAACACGCCCCUACCCCAAUAGAAUCUAGACCUUCUGUUGAUAGACCCGCCCCACACAUACGCAACCCGGCAAGGAUGUCGGUUAGUAGAAACGCUCUAGUAGACAUGUUUUGGUAGUCGGCUCGUCUCCUUUUCCCAAGCGUUUUGUUAAACAUAGUGGACUCCGCCUUUAACUUUUCCACCUUCAAUCCUAAUGUUUUUAUUCACAUUUUAAAUGAUGCAUAAAAACAAAUGGAAGGUAACAGGAUACUGUUGCAUUAUGUUAAGAAUGAUUUUUUUUCCAAAACUGUAAUUUAAAAUAAAAAUGUAAUUUAAAUUUGUUGGCAAUGAUAAAGGACAAAAUAUGUUUGCAUUCAAAUAUUAACAAGGUUAUAUUUAGAUGUAUUUGAUAAUAACAAGUGUAACAUAAAAAUCUAUCUUAUUCUGUUGUGUUACUUUUGACCCACUGAUGGGUCGAAAGUAACAAUAUACAACUUAUAAUUUCACUUUGAACAUAAGUCGUUCUACAUUUGUACAAAAUUCCACCUGAACAGUAUUCAUUUUAAGACAUCCUCUGACUUCAGCGGUAGCACUUAUUAGAUAAAACAGCAUUGCGCCUCAUACUGAAGGGCUUUCAUCCUCAGCAAAACAUGGUCACGACUAAAGUCUUACACAUUAGCCAUUGGGCAAAAACGGCCUCGAACUAAAUGGCAUUGGAUGAAACGGCAUUACACUAAAAGGCAUCAGCCAUCAGGUCUCGCACAACAAGGCAAUCGGACUAAACGACCUCAGACAAAAAGGCAAAAGUGAAAGUGACAUGAAAAGGAACAACAACAAUUUAUGUUAGGGCUACAAUUAAAUACACAUGUUAAAGAAACAAGUCUUUAUUGAUCUCCUGUAAGUUUGCGCUAGUGAUGUCAUACGAAGGGGCUGGGUCACAUGUAAAAUCAUCUGAUGGGCAAAUCAUUUUUGGUCUGAGGCCAUUUUGUGCGACGCCUUGUUCCGCAAGACCUGCCACUUACUGUAUGCUGAAGUCUGAGGAUGUCCUAAAAUGUACACUGUAUACUUGGUAUUGAUAGACUACACAGACUACACGUGAGGUAUUGACCACAGCAAAUAUACAGUAUAUCUUUGUCCAAAACAUUUUCUUUCAAAAUUAAGUCUAAAAAAAUGGUACUUUCACCCCGCUCUCCCCUAAAUUCCAAAUAAUUACCUGAAAGCAUUUCACUUUUAUUUUAAGCAAUGUAAUGCAAAGCUUUUUUUAUUCAUUAGACCUAAAUUUGGCAGUAGAAUGCAUGGUUUGCAAUAAUAAAAGUGCAUUUUGUUUGUUUUUCA
This is a messenger RNA of Misgurnus anguillicaudatus (oriental weatherfish), 4125 nucleotides long. It is a transcript of the gene syk, whose product is annotated as spleen tyrosine kinase. The record is from RefSeq and is a predicted model, not a curated record. Gene Ontology annotation, biological process: protein phosphorylation; intracellular signal transduction. NCBI's taxonomy places the organism in Eukaryota, Metazoa, Chordata, Actinopteri, Cypriniformes, Cobitidae. Gene Ontology annotation, molecular function: ATP binding; non-membrane spanning protein tyrosine kinase activity. Gene Ontology annotation, cellular component: cytoplasm.